AAAUCUCCAAGAAUAGCAAAGGGUUUUACUCAUGAAGAGUUUCAAGAGUUACAGCCUCAAGCAAGUCAUCUUAAACUAUCCAAGCAGAUUUAUCUAAUAAUAUAAAAUAUUCAUAGUUAACAUUUGAAAAUAAGGUUUAAGUAGUAUUGGCAUUUUUAGAUAUCCUCUAUAUAGAUGAUAUUAGUGUUUCAAGAGUAAAAUAUGCAGAUGCUUAGUUAUGUUUCUCUAUAGUUGAACGGACCAGAUGUUUACAAUUAGGAAUAAAGUGUUCUAAAGUCCAUUAAAUACAAGAAAGAAGAGCAAUUGGCUCACCUUGAUGAGUCAACAAUUAAAAAUUUAGUGCAGUGA
Paramecium octaurelia is the source of this 348-nucleotide messenger RNA. The record is from the annotation of a GenBank genome assembly. NCBI's taxonomy places the organism in Eukaryota, Ciliophora, Oligohymenophorea, Peniculida, Parameciidae.